Messenger RNA from Moneuplotes crassus, 1005 nucleotides. The record is from the annotation of a GenBank genome assembly. NCBI's taxonomy places the organism in Eukaryota, Ciliophora, Spirotrichea, Euplotida, Euplotidae.
GGAUGGGGGUUAUGUUACAGAAUAUCUCUGCAGAGAUGGUAGGUGAGGAAGAGUUUAUGGGUAUGAGAGAAAUGGUUGCUUAUACAGGAUCUUCAUGAGUAAAGUGCUUUCAAAACUCUGGGACUACAUUUUGAAAACAGAUAGGCUCUGACAUAAAUGGAAUCUGAACAACAAUAGAUCACUCAGGUUUCCCUGAUUACGACUGCUCGAAUGAAUAUAAAGGAGACUUUGCUAGUAAGGCGUACUUGACUUGCAACUAUGAUCAGGAGAUCUGAGGAUAUCAAACACUUCAAUUAAAGAGCAAUAGUAAAAUUCGCUUGGAGAAAUCCCCUCAGAAUACAAUUUGCCGAUAUAAGAUGGAUAUGUUGGAGAAUAAUAGUCCAAGUGAGCUAAAGUUUACAGUCGAAAACUUGGAAUCUACAAGGCUGGAUGUGAUAGAGCAGGCAUCAAGAUUUGGAUUUAACUUACUCCAAAGUAUAGACUUGAGAGGGUCUGCAGUGAUAAAUGUGGCUAGAUCCAAGAAGAUCAUAGUAAUAGUUGUCCCAAAAGAAAAUGGGCAUGGAUUAGUCCAAUUUACUGUUACUAAAAACGAUUUAGGUUCUUCAUUUCUAACCACAAAAAUAAUUCUGAUUACAGUUGGCUCUAGUGUGCUCUAUUGAUGAAUCUGAGCAUACAUUGUAUGCAGGAUUUCUAAAGUUGAGCUUGAUGACAAGCAAACCAACAAAGUGGUACCAGAAAACUGAAAAAGAAACCCAAUCAGCUCGAUUCUUGACGGAUCUAAUGAAUUCGUAAAUUACGAUCCCCUCUCCUUGCCUGAUAUUUUAGGAAGAGAGAAUCAACAAAGAAAAUUCCUGAAUAAUAGAGCUAUAAUAUCAAAGACAAAUCGCUGAAAAGUGCCAGGAUCAACAAGACCAAUUCCAAUUUCAACUGGCAGAGAUGAAAAUCUCAGGCAAAAUAUAUACGAAGCUUAAGGCUUUUUUGGAGUACCAUCUAUUUUCCAUUUCU